AUUGCAUCUUGAAAAUUACAAUUUUGACUUGUGUCAUGGCGUCUAAAUUGGCACGAUAUUAGCAAAAUUAUUGAUAUAAUAGAAUAAAAUAAUUCUACAAGAAUUCAAAUUGAAAAUUAUUUAGAUAAUUCUAUUAUUCGAUUAGUAUCUGAUUGUUUAGCAUGCGUACACGUUUGUAAGUGAGCGUAUCGCGUCACUGAGAUGCAUCGUCGCCGGGAUGCGCCCGCGCCGGCGUCAGGUCGCACGAAGUUCAUAGGUAAACACGCCGGUAUAUAAACCCCAUGCAGUGUCAACGAGCACACAUUUGUGCCUGUGAUUGCAUCCAGUCCCUUUGUGAACCCUGCCCUCCAUCCUAACACAAUGAUCUCCUUAAUCUUCGUUCUCCUUGCAGCAGUGGCAUACACGACAGUAGAAGCGCAGUCUACUGCCCCUAUUCCCAUCAUACGCUACGAAUCUGAAGGGCCCAACGUUGAUGGAUCAUACAAAUGGCUUUACGAAACGGGUAAUGAGAUCAACGCUGAGGAGUCUGGUUACGUGAAAAACUUCGGCCAAGGCGAAGGCAAGGAGAUACAGACUGCGGAAGGCAAGUUCAGUUACAAAGCUCCCGACGGCACGCUCAUCGCACUCACGUACAUCGCCGACGAGAACGGAUUCCAACCUCAGGGAGACCAUUUGCCGACGCCGCCGCCCAUCCCAGAGGCUAUUCAGAAGGCGCUGGACUACUUGAAGACUCUCCCUCCCAGCAACGAAGGAGCUUCGUCAAACAUCAAGCCACAAUACCAAGCAGCACCCUUUAAAGCAAGACCAAGGUUCUAAGUUUCGAAGUAACAUAAUUUUGUAUACGAACAACGACUAAUUCUCGAUAUCGAGUGAUUUUGCACAUUAUCAUAUCCAUUUGUAAAUACAGAAAUUAAAUAUUAAUAGAUUAUAAAAAAAAUCUUAAUUUUUGAACGGUGACAUAUUGAGAUCUGUUCGUUCUUAAGGUUACUAGGUGUUUGACGUGUAAAUAAUAUUCAAAACGAACAAUACAAUUAAUUAAAAAGAUACGCAAUGAGACAGUUUGAGCUAGUUUGACAACACAUUUUAGGGAAAACCAAUUAAAACUGCGAAGAGUCUUGUUAAUUGACCCGAACAAUACCAUUCUAAUUGUAUGAGAGACCGUCACUGAUGACCUGUUUGAUACAUAAAUUUAGAAUUAUAAAUACCUAUGUUAAACAAUAAGUAGAUAUACUUUAGCAAAUAAAAGUCAUUUUGUAUCAUAAUAAAUGCAAUGUUAUAAAUUUCAAUAAAGGUAUUGAACGUA
This is a messenger RNA of Trichoplusia ni (cabbage looper), 1303 nucleotides long. RefSeq names its product endocuticle structural glycoprotein ABD-4-like (gene CPR33). Gene Ontology annotation, molecular function: structural constituent of chitin-based larval cuticle. Bases 361 to 816 code for a protein of 151 amino acids. The transcript is spliced from 4 exons. Gene Ontology annotation, cellular component: chitin-based extracellular matrix. NCBI's taxonomy places the organism in Eukaryota, Metazoa, Arthropoda, Insecta, Lepidoptera, Noctuidae. The record is from RefSeq and is a predicted model, not a curated record.